Molecule: messenger RNA, 372 nt
Organism: Orbilia oligospora ATCC 24927
Lineage: Eukaryota; Fungi; Ascomycota; Orbiliomycetes; Orbiliales; Orbiliaceae
Exons: 2
Coding region: 1-372 (123 amino acids)
Source: RefSeq, a predicted model, not a curated record
AUGGUCACUUUUCUCUGUCCAGGCUGCCUGUUGUUUAACAGGGCUAUCGUCAAUCCCCCCCAACUUUCCUGGUUGCUUGAGCAGCAAGAGAAUACCGCGGAGAUCAUCCUCACCGGCUCCUUCUCUGACAACAACAAGAAGAUCACAUCUGGGACCGUUGAGCAAAAGACCGGAAAGUCUACUGGUCCACUCUCUGUCUCAGAGCCGGUUGAGCAAAAGUUCCGUCCUACUACCUAUGCUGCAGCUGUUCGAGGAAAGCCUGGUGCUCAGAAGUCAAGCUAUCUAAAGGGCACCAUCGCCGAAGAUCAGCAGAUGCAACAGAAGAAUUUCCGUCAGCAGCACGGUGGACGAUAUGCAGGAAAACGGGGGUAA